AGAGCUAGAGCAGAGCUAAAGCGCGCGGCAAAGUUAAAUAAUUGAGUAAUUAUGGAGGAACAAAACGACACUUCCGAAAUUCCUAUGGAGAGUCAAGAUACAGCUGCUGUUAUAGAUCUGACGGAGUUUGAUAAGAACAAUAGUGGAAAUGCCUUUAUUCAAUCUGAAAUACCCCAGAUUUGCAAAGAUGAGCCUUGUUGUUUUGGAAUCGACGAAGCUGGCAGAGGUCCCGUGCUUGGUCCCAUGGUCUAUGGAACAAGUUUCUGUCCACUGUCCUGGAAAGAACAACUUGGAGACCUUGGCUUUGCAGAUUCCAAGACUCUAAAUGAAGAACAGAGAGAAGCAUUGAUGAAGAAAAUCCAAGAUGCUAGUGACCAUAUGGGGUAUAAGAUUGAGAUCCUCUCACCAAACUUCAUUGCAAAUGCUAUGCUUAGAAGGAGUAAACAUAGUUUGAAUGCUGUAUCGAUGGACUCAGCCAUUGGUUUGCUCAGGUUAGCACUAGCUGAUGGUGUCCAAGUGAAAGAGGUAUAUGUUGAUACUGUAGGGGAUGCUAAGAAGUACCAGGAUAAACUAUCCGGUCUCUUCCCUGACCUUGAGAUCACCGUCACACCAAAGGCUGAUGCCAAGUUCCCCAUUGUCAGUGCUGCUAGUAUAUGUGCGAAGGUCACGAGAGAUAGAGCAACGACUGGAUGGAAGUUUGUUGAGAAGAGUGAUAUUGAUACUGAGAACUAUGGCAGUGGAUAUCCUAGUGAUCCUGCAACCAAGAAGUGGCUUGCUGGAAAUGUUGAUCCUGUCUUUGGAUUCUCACAGUUUGUACGCUUUAGUUGGUCUACGGCAAGCACUAUCUUGGAUGACAAGGCCUUCCCUGUGCAAUGGGAAGAUGAUGAUGAAGAGGAUGAAGCAGCUAAAGGAAGUGCCUCACUGCUGACGUUCUUCGCUCCGAAGAGUGCAGACCCUCGACAGAAGAAACACCAAUUCUUUAAUGAGAGAGACUUGAAACAAGUCACUGUAAUGUGAUUUGUAACUGGAGUACUAGUUGAAGAAGUGUCUGUCUGCUACUGUUCACCAUUCUCAAAGAGUGUAGUCCUGCAAUAGGAACAUCAAUUCUUCAACAAGAGCGACUUGAACAAGUUACUCUUCUGUGAUCUGGACCAAGAGCGGGCUAACAUUCUUUGGCCCAAGAGUGCAGACAUUCGCCAGAAAAAAUACAAAUUCUUCGAGAGAGCGAUAUGAAACAAGUUAAUGUGAUAUGAUGUAGAACUAGAGCAUCAGCUGAAGGAAACACCUUGAGUGCACACCCUCUGAAAAAGAAACUCCAAUUCUUCAAUGAGAGAGACAGAUCACUGUGAUGUGAUGUGGAACUGGAGUUCCUAAAUUUAACAAAAUGAAAGGGUCAUUUUCUGUGAAAGGGCAAAAUGUGUGUCAUUUACAUAGACCUCCAAGCAAUAUCAUGUCUCUUAAAGCGUGAGCAUUUAUAUAUAUUUGGGGCUGUUCCUCAGACUUAAGUGUGAGUUAUGGCCACCACACACCCUAUGAUUGGUCUCCAGCUCGAUUUUUUAGUAAUUUUUUUUUAUAUUGAUGUGAACAUUGGAACAUAAAACAUUUGUCCAAAGUAAUGAUUAAUUAAAUUUAUGAAUAUUGCGUUAAGAGUGUAACAUCGAAGGAAUUCAAAUUUGAUUGUUAAGUCAUGGCAAACAUACAAUAUGCUACAAUUUAAAGCAAAUGUGGACCUUACUGCAAACUGAAGGCUCGCUGUAAUCUUUCACAAAAUUCAAAAUUGAUAUUCUGGUAGUUAUGUGGCUACAUGACCCUGGGGAGCAGAUGGUUUUCAGGGGAUGCUGCGUAUGUAUGUAAUUUACCAUAGGCAGCACUUCUAAAAAUCAAUUUGACCAGGUUAUUGCUCCCAAAAUGAUGAUUUGGGAUACUGGGAGCAAUAACUGUUAACCUAUUUUUUUGCUUGUCAUCACCCCCCCCCCCCCCCCCCCCCCGACGACUACCAUCUGAACAAAACCCCUGCACCCCCUAUUUAAAAAUCAUUCCCAGGGCGCUGUAUGACUGGUGCUUUGAUGGCCCGUUAAAUUAAAACCAAAAUGAAAGGUUUUGGAAGAAACCAUAUAAAUUUAAUAUUCAACCUGUAUCAUUUUGUAAGCUUUCUUUAUAGUAUGUAUGUAAUGGUAGGAAUGAAAGCUGUUUUCUCUUUUGCUUUUUCAACUUGCGCUUAUGGUGCUGGGGGUGGGGGGUGAAUAAAAGAAAUUAUCACAAUUUAUGAAAAGCUCAGCUUAGAAAGUUAUUUUUAUGUGUCCUGAAAAUAGUAUGAUUAAAUACAAUUCCCAAUUGUCAAUUCAUCACGGAGGAUCAUGUAAAAUAACAAUCCAGAAAUACAUGUUCUACAAUGUACAGAAACUAUUUACAGCAUAUGACAUCAUCCAUAAGUUGCACACUGCAACCAUUUUCCCGAUGUAUACAUACAUGCAGUCAAAUCUGCAUAGGUUGACCUGUAAGUCGAAUUCUUCCCAAGUCAAACCACUGGUCCCAAGAUAUUCAACUUAGACAGACUUCCCUGUACAUUUACCAUGUUUUCCAACCAGAAAAUCUAGCUGUAUAUGAAGGUGAAUCUGCCCAAAUUGAAAUUGUUUUUUAACUUCCAUGGAAUUCUAUAGGUUGACUUAUACUGUCAUACACAUGAUAACAAUACAAAGACAAGAUGCUAUAAAUUGUGGUUAGCAUAGAGUAUAUUUA
Lytechinus pictus (painted urchin) is the source of this 2739-nucleotide messenger RNA. Its product is annotated as ribonuclease H2 subunit A-like. Lineage: Eukaryota; Metazoa; Echinodermata; Echinoidea; Temnopleuroida; Toxopneustidae. The record is from RefSeq and is a predicted model, not a curated record. The transcript has 8 exons. Gene Ontology annotation, molecular function: RNA-DNA hybrid ribonuclease activity; RNA binding. Gene Ontology annotation, cellular component: ribonuclease H2 complex. Gene Ontology annotation, biological process: mismatch repair; DNA replication, removal of RNA primer. The coding region runs from base 52 to 1017 and encodes 321 amino acids.